GCAUUCUACAUAUAUAUCAAAAAUAUAAGACCCACAAACAAAUUUUGGAAUGGAGUUCUUGGGGGAAACCGUUCCAAUGGCGGUUAUCUUGUCCUUGUUACUCUCCUCAUUUCUAUGCCAAAAUUUGAUCUCGGCGGCAACUCCAGGAUCAGAACUGGAAUCGUUGAGUCAGGAGUUGUUGGAAUGUGCAAGAAAGCCUGAGUUUUUUGAGUGGAUGAGAGGGCUCCGGAGGAGGAUUCACGAGUAUCCAGAACUGGGUUUUCAAGAACACAGGACGAGUCAACUGGUCAGGAGUGAGUUGGACUCGCUUGGUAUCAGCUACAAAUGGCCUGUGGCUAAGACUGGAGUUGUGGCUUCUAUAGGAAAUGGUGCUAAACCUGUGUUCUCCCUCAGAGCAGACAUGGAUGCCCUCCCUUUGCAGGAACUAGUAGAUUGGGAACACAAGAGCAAGGUUGAUGGUAAGAUGCACGCGUGCGGUCAUGAUACUCAUGUAGCAAUGCUGCUAGGAGCAGCCAGGCUACUGCAGGACAGGAGAGAGAGAUUGAAGGGAAUGGUGAAGCUAGUUUUUCAGCCCGGAGAAGAGGGUUAUGCCGGUGCUUACCAUAUGUUAAAAGAUGGUAUCCUUGAUGACAUUGAUGCAAUCCUUAGCAUCCAUGUUUAUCCUUCAGUUCCCACAGGUGCCAUUGCUUCAAGGCCUGGUCCAUUGCUUGCCGGUGUUGGGCUCUUUUCAGCCACAGUUCAGGGGAAAGGUGGACAUGCAGCAGCCCCACAUGAGACAAGGGAUCCAAUUCUUGCUGCGGCCUUUGCCAUCACUGCUCUCCAACAGAUUGUAUCCAGAGAGACAGAUCCCCACGAAUCAAGGGUUGUGACUGUCGGUUUCAUAGAAGGAGGUCAAGCAACAAACGUGAUCCCUGAUUCUGUGAAAUUUGGUGGAACUUUCAGGAGCCUGACUAAUGAGGGUCUCUCGUACCUCAAAGAAAGAAUCAAAGAGGUCAUAGAAAUGCAAGCAGCAGUGCAUCAAUGCAGUGCAGUCUUGGACUUCAUGGAAGAAAUGCCAAUGCCUCAUCCAGCAAUGAAAAAUGAUGAAGCAUUAUACGAACACAUAAAGAAAGUCGGAGAGAUCCUAGUUGGAGAACAUAAUGUGCAGCUCCUUCCAAUAACCAUGGGAGGAGAAGACUUCAGCUACUUCGCACAGAGAACAGCAGCAGCAAUUUAUGUGGUUGGCAUAAAGAAUGAGAGCCUGAAAUCAGACGAGGCAUUGCAUUCACCGUACUUUUUUGUGGAUGAAGAGGCUCUCCCUAUUGGGGCAGCUCUUAAUGCUGCUGCUGCGAUUUCAUACUUGGAUAGUCAUGCUCCUGCAACUCGCUGAAAGAUAAAUUGUUGUAAGUUUUAUGAACAAAAAAGCUCUAUAAAAGAUGUAACAAUAACUACUUCAACGGAGAGAAAAGAAUUGUUCAUAAGUUGAAAAAACAUUCCUAGCAGGUUCAAUUAGGCUCUUCUAGUUCUGUUUGUACUUUUCACAGUG
Messenger RNA from Rubroshorea leprosula, 1525 nucleotides. Lineage: Eukaryota; Viridiplantae; Streptophyta; Magnoliopsida; Malvales; Dipterocarpaceae. The record is from the annotation of a GenBank genome assembly.